Messenger RNA from Apis mellifera (honey bee), 1539 nucleotides. RefSeq lists its product as uncharacterized. The record is from RefSeq and is a predicted model, not a curated record. NCBI's taxonomy places the organism in Eukaryota, Metazoa, Arthropoda, Insecta, Hymenoptera, Apidae. The coding region runs from base 119 to 769 and encodes 216 amino acids. The transcript is spliced from 3 exons.
CGCGUGUAUACCGGUCAGGUGCGCGAAAUCGUAACCGUAGUGGAAGCCUGGUUGAUCCGAAAUUUGGCAAGUUGAUCAACUCGCUAUCAAUACUUCUCAGUGAUCACUACGAUCCAGGAUGAUUGUCCUCGCGUGGUCUUUGUUCGUGCUGGUCUCGUUACUCGUCGCCACUAAUCAAGCCUUUCUUGCUGCUCCUGCACCAGUUCACGGAGCGUCGAGUUACGAUGUCACUGGCGUGCAGCGACGAUUGGAGAGCUACGAGGUGAUUCAUAAAGUUAAUAACAACCAACACCCAGUUGAUUCGACAAGCAAUAAUCGUGACGACGAACAAACGGUUUAUGUGUUCGAAUUUGAAUCCGAGUCGAACGAGAAAGAAGAAAGUCUGCAAGAAGGAAAGGAGACACCUAAUGGCGGAUUUAUUUAUGUUUCAGACGAGGAAGACGAUCAAAAUCCGCUUGAUCCAUGGUCGAUCGUCUGGUACAUCGGUUCAUUCGGUGGCCUCGUCGCCUUUUUCCUCAUCGUCAGUUGUUCGGAAUGGUGUUGCCGUCGUGGUGGAAGAUCACUAUCGGUCCCCUAUUCUCAACGGAACGAGGUGAUCAACGGGCCGGUGGUGACCGAAACACCACCCCCGCCUUAUCACUUGUUCGCGCCACCCUCGUACGAUUCUGUGAACUAUGGCGAGAUAACGGACAAGACUUCCGGGGAGAAGGUGGACAUAUACGUGAUAUCGGUGCCACUUCAUAGAUCUGUGGUACAGGCGCCAGCCUAAAUUUCCCUCGAACAGAGCCUCGAGCGGAGGAUACCGGUCGAAAUAUUGAAAUGGAAAACGACACCGAAUCGUUUCGUCGACAUCCAUUGACGAUCGUUCGUUGGUCCAUCGGUGGACGCAAUAGAGUACGAGAAGAAGGACGAUAUAUAUCGUAUCGCUUUUGAAGAAUUUAUUGAAGCUUUCUCAUGUGAUGAUAUAUAUAUGCAUCUUCCUUUAAAUCGGGAGAAUUUUUGACAAUCGUUCGCCGAUCUAUGAACAAUAUCCGUUGAAAACGAGAUCGAGAAGAGACGAGGAACGAGCUUGAUAAAUUAUUCGUUUUGAAUAUUGAAAAGAUACUUUUGAAUAUCGUGAUACACAUAAGUAUCGCGAUGUACGGUAUGUAUAUAAAAUUUUUCGAUAUUACAAAGUGAUAGAGAAGAUUUUUGUUCGCAAUUGAAGGAACAAAUAAUACUUCGCGAAGAUUAUCGAUAAGCAGGAUAAGGAAUUUGGAAGGUUGGGAGAACAUUUAUGAAACGAAAGAGACGCGAGAAGCUUCGAAUCUCUCUGAUGAUGACUGAUGGACAAUUCCGAAAAUUCCGAACUGUUAAGAAGAUUUCGAAAUAUUGUUAUCGAAUAUUUAAACAGACAAUUAUAUAUUUCUGUGUAACACAGUGAAUGCAGGAAAGAGAUGAAAAGGCCGGUUAUAAAUAUAUUCUAGAAUUUAAAAGUAUCAAUUGAGAAGGAUAAGGAUAAAAGAAAAAAAGAAAAAAAAAAAGGCAAUGAGAAAUUUU